AGACAUCAUGGUGAGGAAAUAUGUUUUCAUUUGUAAGCCUAUCAAUCGUGAUCCUCCUAUUACGCAAGUGUUAAGUUGUUGAGUAGAGACGCAUUGCAAAAUAUUGCCUGCUCGCUCUGUGGAAUUAAGCAGGAUACAUUCUCCCACAAACCCUGCCCGGAAAAAUCGACUGCAUUGUCUUUGCUGAACGGGUGGACAAAGAUGCAAGCCAUAUAUGAAAACUAAUUGCACGCGUGGGUAAGCAUAUAUUGGCUAUCAAGAAAGAAUACACGCUUUAAACUAUGCGUGGAUGGAAUUCAUUCAAACGACAAGGGAAGUUAACGACCAACAUUAUCAAGGAGAGCAGUAUGUUUGUCAACCUUGAUUUCUUAUCAUAAAAUAAAAUACAUACCAGUUAACUAUUCUAGGCUAUUGUAGUCGUCGACCUUCACGACCAUCUCAGACUUUUAGAUACGCAGAAUAGCAGAAACCGCGUGGCUGAAUUUAAAACCAACCCCAAUGCGUUUAUUCCAUGUCCGUGUCUGUUCAACAACACUAGCUGCCUACCCAUUGCUUCAAGGGAUCCUUAACUGCAUGGCUUUCGACCUCCAUCAUUCAUAAUGACAAUAUUGGUACAUGCAUAUUGCACUAUAUGAAUAUACCUCUGAUACAGUCCAACGUUUCUUAUUCUAUUCAAGGCUAAUUGGACUGAGGCUACACUGACACGUUCGUUGGACGAUAGCUCUGGAUUUCAGAUUCGGUUUUCAGUUUGUAUAUCUUUUUCUGUCUCAAUUGGAUCGUAUUGGGAUUCGUAAGGUGGUUUUAACCCGAUGCAGAUGGUUUAAGAAAGGACUUCGCCUACCAAUUUGGUGACCAAUUUCUGAAGUAAAAGUCAACCCGUUGUUGGUUACUACCUUUACUACCUCUCUCGUCAAUUUCACUCCUCUUCGCUUAGAAAUGCUUCAGUAAGACAAUGUUUGAACCGUGGAAAUAACGCCCAUGUGUCUUCCCCAAAACAUCCACGGCGACGAUCCAUUAACGACAACGGUAAAGCCUGCUUUCAAGUCGUCAUUGAGAGAAGCAUUUGAGAAGAGACUACAAAUACUGGCCUCUAGGUGUUUCUCUCUAAUGCCAGUGGGUGUCGUUCUACUCUCAGAGCUGUGACUGACUGACUGCAAGAGAGACGGGAUGCCUAUACCCAUGUGAUUUCUGCCAUGGAGACCAGAGCUUAAUAUCUGGAUCUGGAACCUGAUAGACAGACAGACGAUGGAGCGUCUGGUUUUGUGUGUGCUGCUCUGUGUACUGCUGUGUGCGGUGCUGGUGAAGGGCUACAACUGCCCCGGCCGCUGCAUCUGCCAGCAUCUCUCCCCAACUCUGACUCUGCUCUGCGCUAAGACCGGUCUGUUGUUUGUGCCUCCAACCAUCGACCGCAAGACCGUAGAGCUGCGUCUCACAGACAACUUCAUCACCAUUAUCCGCAGGAAAGACUUUUUCAACAUGACCAGCCUGGUUCACCUCACCCUGUCCCGUAACACCAUCAGCCAGAUCACGCCCAACGCCUUCCUGGGCCUGCGCUCUCUACGAGCCCUCCACAUGGAUGGCAACCGCCUCAGUGUCAUCAAGAGCGACCACUUCAAAGGCCUGGUCAACCUUCGCCACCUCAUACUGGGGAACAACCAGAUCCACAAUGUGGCCCCUACCUCCUUUGAUGAGUUUGUGUCGACCAUCGAGGACCUGGAUCUGUCCAACAACAACCUGAGGACCCUGCCCUGGGAGGAGAUAGGCAGGAUGAGCCACAUCAACACCCUCACCCUUGAUCACAACCUGAUUGAUCACAUUGGAGCUGGGACUUUCACGCUCCUCACCAAGCUGGUUCGUCUGGAUAUGACCUCCAACCGGCUGCAGAAGCUACCUCCAGACAGCCUGUUUCAGCACGCCCAGGUGCUGUCAGAUGCCAAGGGCUCCAACCCAUCCUCCCUGGCGGUGAGCUUCGGGGGAAACCCUCUCCACUGUAACUGCGAGCUGCUGUGGCUCCGCAGACUGACCCGGGAGGACGACCUGGAGACCUGCGCCUCCCCAGAGCAUCUCAUGGAUAAGUACUUCUGGUCCAUCCAGGAGGAGGAGUUCAUCUGCGAGCCCCCGCUCAUCACCAAACACAUAUCCACCAAGCCCUACGUCAUGGAGGGUCAGGGGGUCACCCUCAAGUGCAAGGCCAUGGGAGACCCGGACCCAGCCAUCCACUGGCGCUUCCCCGACGGUAAGCUGGUGCACAACAACUCCCGCACUAUCCUGUAUGACAACGGUACCUUGGACAUCCUCAUCACCACCUUAAAGGACAGUGGUGCCUUCAACUGUGUGGCCUCCAAUGCUGCCGGCAUCGCCACAGCUGCUGUGGAGAUCAACAUGAUCCCUCUGCCAUUGCUCGUCAACAACACAUUGCACCACAUGCGUGAGGCCGAUCGGGGCCUCUCUGACAUCACCACCUCCUCAAAGUCAGGCAACGACACCAAGGGCCAUGACAAGCACCAGGACAAGAGAGUGGUGGUGGCCGAGCUGACCUCCUCCUCGGCUGUGAUUCGUUGGCCCUCCGAGCGCCACAUCCCAGGCAUCAGGAUGUACCAGAUCCAGUACAACAGCACUGCAGACGACACACUGGUUUACAGAAUGAUCCCGUCCACCAGUAAGACCUUCCUGAUCAACGACCUGGCGGCGGGCCGGGAGUAUGACCUGUGUGUCCUGGCGGUGUACGACGACGGCAUCACCUCUCUGACGGCCACGCGCGUGGUGGGCUGUGUCCAGUUCCACACGGCCAGCGAGGUCAGCCAGUGUCGCUUCAUCCACAGCCAGUUUUUGGGUGGCACCAUGAUAAUCAUCAUUGGCGGCAUCAUUGUGGCCUCAGUGCUGGUGUUUAUCAUCAUCCUCAUGAUCCGUUACAAGGCGCACAGCAGCCCAGAGGACAGCAAGGCCAGGGUCAGCUCCAGCAUGCACUCCCAGACCAAUGGCAGCCAGCACAGACUCCAGCACUCCACCUCCAAGCAACCUGCUGAGGACAGCCACCAGAGAGAAGCCCUACCGGUGGCAGCCAAGGAGUGCAUGGCCCUGGUGCUGAAGGUGGACAGUGACAAGAGGGAGUGGGACACCCCUCCAACCACUAUGGCCAUCCUGGAAGUGGAGCUGCCCCCCCUGCCCACGGACAAGAUGAAGAGGACCAGCCUGGACGUCCAGUGCUCCGGAUCUGGCCCCCCAUCGGAGGAUACACAGACAGACAGCAGCCUGACGGGCUCCACCAUGUCCUUGUGUCUCCUAGGCCCCAACGCCGGCACCAAGGAGGCCCCCAGGCUCAAGGACAAGAAGAGCGCCCUGGCCAACAUGGGGUUUAAUAAUGAGCUGGCACGAACUAGGCACAGGUUCAGCUUUGAUGGGGGAGACUACUCCAUAUUUCAGAGCCACAGUUACCCCCGCAGAGCGCGGACGAGGCGGCACAAGUCCACCAACCAGCUCAACGUGGAGUCCUCACCGCUCGCCAACCGGAGAGUCACUUUCAGCAGCACUGAAUGGAUGCUGGAGAGCACAGUGUAAGAGAUGCAACCUGGCCUCUCUGGCUUGCUGUCACACACAUACACACAGACACACACCAACAGUUUGACACAUACACAUUUACACAUCUAGCAAAUAAAGUUACAUGCAUACACACACAGACUCUCAGAGAGAGUUGCUGGAGAAGAACAUAGUCUCCUUUCAUCCUGCCUCCCCUCAUACUCCCAGAGAGACAGAGAUUUGUUGGUCAUUUCAUUAUUUUAUGCAGCAGUGCCUUAUUCUAAAAUAUGUACAAAUGGAGGAUGCUGCUCACUGUAGUCAUAAACCUUACUUUCUAUCAUGGUUUCCCCCUGUUUCAUAGGGAGUGUUGCUUAGAUUUUUUUACAUGCCAGGGGGUGGGGCAAAUGUGACAGUUUUCCAUUUAAUGUUAAAAACAAACAUCACAGUGUAAAGUGAACAACCAGGUAUCCUGUAUGUUGAUCAUCCAUUUGGGUUCUUUCAAAGACUUUUGCACACGAAGACACGACGAUACGAGGACAAGUAUCACACCAGUCUAUACAGUAAUAAAAAGAUUAUAGAACUAUACACAUGCCGAUUUCAAAUGUUAGCAUAGAGAGGAUGGACCUGAAAAAUCUGUGGAUUCCUCAAUGCUGGUUGGACUCAAUGAUAUUACUAGGUAUUGUUCCUGAUGUGACUGUAUGAUAUUAAUCGGUAUUGUAUCUGGCUGGUCUAGAUAAAAAGUUAACUAAAAAUACAUAUAGAAGUAUAUUAAAACAUUGGUGUAUGUGUACUAUGUAAGUAAGUCAUAUGUCACAACUUUUUACUGAGCAUUUGAGUGUUGGCCACAAGUUCUUACAUUAAAAACCUGUGUCAUCACACUUCUCCCUAUUUAGUAUGACAAGGUUUGGACCACUUAUCCCUCAUGAGAGGGUAUUAAAUUUUUGUGUGGGUUAACUGUA
This is a messenger RNA of Oncorhynchus gorbuscha (pink salmon), 4475 nucleotides long. Its product is annotated as leucine-rich repeat and fibronectin type III domain-containing protein 1-like. Gene Ontology annotation, molecular function: protein binding. The record is from RefSeq and is a predicted model, not a curated record. Bases 1246 to 3558 code for a protein of 770 amino acids. The transcript has 5 exons. NCBI's taxonomy places the organism in Eukaryota, Metazoa, Chordata, Actinopteri, Salmoniformes, Salmonidae.